This is a messenger RNA of Phodopus roborovskii (desert hamster), 738 nucleotides long. RefSeq names its product pregnancy-specific glycoprotein 22-like. The coding region runs from base 1 to 690 and encodes 229 amino acids. Gene Ontology annotation, cellular component: external side of plasma membrane. NCBI's taxonomy places the organism in Eukaryota, Metazoa, Chordata, Mammalia, Rodentia, Cricetidae. Gene Ontology annotation, biological process: T cell activation. The transcript is spliced from 3 exons. The record is from RefSeq and is a predicted model, not a curated record.
AUGGAUUUAGAACAUCUGCGCCAAGAUGGGGCCUAUAUUAGCUCUUUGCCAUCAUGUCCCCCCCAUUCUCCAUGCUGCAACCCUCCUACCACUCCCCCACUCCAGAUCCAACUAGUGCCUAAGCAUGCUUCUGAAGGGAGAGACAUUCUUCUCCGAGUCCUUAAACUUCCAGAAGAUUUCCAAGCCUUCACUUGGUACAGGGCGGUAUAUCGUGAUCCAUAUUUUGAAAUUGUCAAACACGACAGAGUCCUGAAUACUACCACCUGGGGAGCUCAGUAUACCAGAAGAGAGACUGUCCAUCACAAUGGAAAUCUGCUGCUCAAGAACAUCACUCAGAAGGAUUCAGGAAUGUACACAAUAGAAAUUUUGAAAAGUGAUUUCAAAAUUGAAAGAGCACAUGUGCAAUUAUAUGUAAACAAGUACGUAGAACAACCAUUUGUGCGAGUCACUAACAGCAUGGUCUCAUCAAACAGAUCUGUGAUCUUCACCUGUGUUUCACCUGACACUGAUGUCUCCAUCCGUUGGUACUUCAAUAACCAGAGUCUGCAUCUCUCAGAGAGGAUGACUCUGUCGUCAACAAAGUGUGGACUCAGAAUAUAUCCCGUAGGGUUGGAGAAUGUUGGAGAGUAUCAGUGUGAGAUCUCCAACCGAGUCAGUUUGGCUACCAGUCCCCCAGUCUGGUUUGAGUGAUAGAUGAAUGAGCUCUCCUUUCAUCCUACAGUAGCACGCCAGCAUUUC